Molecule: messenger RNA, 453 nt
Organism: Drosophila ficusphila
Lineage: Eukaryota; Metazoa; Arthropoda; Insecta; Diptera; Drosophilidae
Product: cysteine-rich PDZ-binding protein
Exons: 2
Coding region: 56-349 (97 amino acids)
Biological process (GO): cytoplasmic microtubule organization
Cellular component (GO): dendrite
Molecular function (GO): microtubule binding; PDZ domain binding
Source: RefSeq, a predicted model, not a curated record
UGGGGUCACACUGUUUUUGUAAACGUAAAUAAAAAACAUAUUGUUGAUAAGGAAAAUGGUUUGCGAGAAGUGCGAAGCCAAAUUAUCCAAAACUUCGGCCCCCAAUCCCUGGAGAACAAGUACGGCUCCCGCCGGCGGACGAAAAAUCAACGAAAACAAGGCUUUGUCUUCGGCCCGCGAGCGUUACAAUCCCAUCGGAACCGCUUUGGCGCCUUGUCGUAUUUGUCGGCAGAAGGUGCACCAGAUGGGAGCCCAUUAUUGCCAGGCGUGUGCCUACAAAAAGGCCAUUUGCGCCAUGUGCGGCAAGAAGAUCAUGAACAUCAAGAACUACAAGCAGAGCUCAACGUGAUGUGGUCUAUUAAGGAUUUCACUUAAGCCUAAACUAGCCAUAAGCAACAGAAUAAUUAUAUUGUAUAGUACUACAAAUGCCUAAAAAAGUCAAGUCUCUGAGGA